AUGGUCCAGUCGAUGCUGCGCGACCACCCCGAGCAUGCCAAGGCCAUGAUGGGGCCGCUGUACGGCAUGAAGCUGCUCAGCCCCUCGCAGGUGGUUGACGUCGUGCUCGGAGUGAUCUCAGAUCACGAGGCCGCGCGGCGGCAGGACGGCGCAGCGAGCGCCGCGCGGCGGCGGGCCCUAGAGGAUGGUGCAGGCAGCGUGCGGCUGCUGCUGCAGAAUGGGAAGGUGGUGGACCCCUUUGCCCUUCGCCCAAAGCAGCAGCAGCAGCAGCAGCAGCAGCAGCAGCAGCAACAGCAGCAACAGCAGCAGCAGCAGCAGGACACAUCCUCAGCACCCCGCGCCCGCGCGGCCGCGGCCGCCCCCGCGGGCGCCGCCGCUGCGUCCCUGGCGCGCUUCUCUCCGCAGGCGCUGCGCGACUACGCAUCCGGGAAGCUGCCGGGCAGCUACCGGAAGCUGCAGGUCGUCGGGCUCAGCACCGACUUCCGCGCGGCGACGCGGAUUGUGGAGGUGGCCAUGCCGGCGGCGGCGGCCCUGCCGGCGGGCGCGGUGCUCGUGCGGCGGCUGUUUGCGGGGGUCAACGCCUCGGACAUCAACUACACAUCGGGCCGCUACGUGAGCAGCCUGAUCUGGGGUGAUCUGGGGUGA
Monoraphidium neglectum is the source of this 645-nucleotide messenger RNA. RefSeq lists its product as hypothetical. The record is from RefSeq and is a predicted model, not a curated record. The transcript has 2 exons. NCBI's taxonomy places the organism in Eukaryota, Viridiplantae, Chlorophyta, Chlorophyceae, Sphaeropleales, Selenastraceae. The coding region runs from base 1 to 645 and encodes 214 amino acids.